GUUAUUCUUCUAUACAAGGAAGUUUACAGUUGCUAGUAAAGAUUGUCGUACAGUAGCAAAAUACGUGUGAGUACAGUUACAGCCACCUGUAACAUAUAAUAUAAAGUUAUCUUCACUGUAAGACAGCCACAGUAACGGACACCUACUUACGCUAUGGCUCUGUUUGACAACUGUUUUGUGGUUUUGGAGUUGAAGAAUUUGCCUUAUAAGGAGAAGAUUAGGCUGAAGCUGGCAAUAACAGAGAAUGGGGGCAGCAUUUCCUAUGUGAUCAAUAAACAGUGUACUCUCGUAGUGACGAGCAGUAUGUCCAGUCUGAGCUCCAGUCGGGUGCGGAGCAUGAAGAAGCAUCAGACUCCAGUAGUAGGGGUGGAGUAUGUGUCACACUGCCUGGAGAAGGGAGUCCUGCUGCCUGUAGAGGACUACUGCCUGCCCCCCCCUCCCUCUACCUCUCUCAUCCCACCCAGGCCUGCCUCUCCCUUGCCAUCUCAGUCAGUGUUGAAGGGGACAAGCCAGCCGGCUGAAGUUCAGACCCAGACAGUGAAUGCUGUAAAUCAAGCCGAGACGGCGGGGAAUCAGGAGAGUACUUACCUGGGCAAAUUCAGAGUGUAUACUGAAAGUGACAAUGAUCUACCAACAUAUCCAACAAAUUUCCAAGUGGCCAAAUACUCAAUUUUUGGAAAGGCUAACAGCAGCACAUGGUCGGUGUUGGAGCUGCAGAGUGGCAGCGCAGAGGGGGGACAGCAGCAGUACCGUGUGGUGAGGUACUGGAGAGAGGACCAUGGUGCUAAGUCAGCAGUUGUGCAGGACAAGCAGGUGUUCCUCUCCAUGUCAGAGGAGGCUGUGGAGGUCUACCAGACUCUCAGGAAGGAGCUGCAGGUCAGAGGACUCACACUGAGGACCACCCUCCCUCCAGAGGCUCCGGAUCUGGGCUCUGCCAGCCUGCAGCAGCUGCUGCUGGAGGAGAAGCUGAGUUGCAGCAGCCUAUCACAGGAAGUGGGUGUGUUCGUGGAGCUGCUCUGGGCAGAGGCCCUUGGUUGUCUGGACAACGUCCUCAAGGUUCCAAUCACCAGCCUCAGUCUCAACGACGUGAGCAGGGCUGAGGGGCUGCUGCUACAGGUCCAGAGGGAGCUGAGGGCGAGACAGGGGGAGGGGCCAGACACUGAGGUGGCUUCUCUAAUGGAGGAGGUCUACACCCUCCUGCCACACAAAACUGAUCUGUCCCAUCUCCCUCUCCACACUAAACUCAUCUCAUCGAAACUGGACCUCUGCCAGUUGAUCAGAGACGUGCUGAAUGUGAGCGAGGCAACACUGAGAAGCCCCAUCCCUUCUUGUCUGGGGAAGUACCGCGCCCUGAGGUGUAGCAUUGAAAGGGUUCCCCCUGGUCCUGAAUUUCUGUAUGUCACCGAACUUCUACAGGACAGACAGGUGCAGAUCUUGCAGGUGCUGAGAGUAAACAGAGGGGUAGAGCUCCAGAUGUUUAGGGAGGAGCUGGGGAAUGUUAAGCCCCUCCUCCACUCCUCCAGCCCCAGCAGCUUUGUGGGGAUCCUGUCUCGGGGUCUGUUGCUGCCCAGAGUUGGAGUGGAGCAUCAUGGGAUUGAGAGAACAGACAUUGGGAACUUGGGUGGUGGCAUCUACUUCAGUGAUGCAAUCAGUACCAGUUUGAAGUACUCUAAGCCCAGUGUGACGGACGGCAGUCGGCUGCUGCUGGUGUGUGACGUGGCGUUGGGGCGCUGUACUGACCUCCAGAAGAGGGACAGCAGCCUGACUCACUCCCCUGAGGGAUACCACAGUGUACACGGGGUUCGCCACACGCCCAAGAAACCCUCAGAGUUUGACGAUGAUGAGUAUGUGGUGUACAGCCCAGAGCAGGUGAGGCUGCAAUAUGUGGUACAGUUCAGACUGGAGGAGGACCAGCUGAAGGACUUCCAGCCCACCAUAGAUACUUCUUCUACCAAGCUUCCGCUUCCUGUCUCUCCGUCUGACCUCUUGUCCUGUGGUGAGGCCGAGGAGGAUAUCGGGAGCUGUAAGAACCCCCUAGAGGAGGUGACUGCUGGCCUGUUGGACUGCUCUGGACAACCACUCCCCCUACAGGCUGUUCAUGUCAGGGCCAGGCUGAUGGAUCUGCUCUCCCAGGUCAUCAUCUUCCAGACAUACACCAAUCAGAGCACCGCCCCCAUCGAAGCCAAGUACGUCUUCCCAUUGGAUGAUUCUGCUGCUGUGUGUGGCUUUGAGGCCUUCAUCAAUGGGAAACAUGUAAUGGGACAGGUGAAGGAGAAGCAGCAGGCGCGUAAAGAGUAUAAACAGGCCAUAGAGAGAGGCCAUGGAGCUUACCUAAUGGACCAGGAUGCACCUGAUGUUUUCACUAUCAGUGUUGGGAACCUGCCUGCCGGUGCCACCAUCCUUAUCAAAGUUACCUUUGUCACCGAGCUGGUCGUCAUGGAGGGCUUGAUCAACUUCUCAUUGCCCGGUAGUGUGGCGCCAUGGCAACAGAGCUCAGCGCUCAACCAGAGGACUCAGGUGACUUUGGAAAAGGUGUGUGUGACCAACCUGGAUUCCCAAGGGGAGUUCAGUCUGGAUAUGUCCAUUGAGAUGCCCAACGAGAUCAUCAACCUGCACUGUCUCACACACAAAGUCAAGAUCAAGAGGACCGACUGUAAGGCGGUGGUGAGGACAUGUCCAGGUGAGACUCUGGGUCCAGACGGGUUCCUGGUCUGCUUCAGUCUGGCUCAGAUCCACCUACCCAGGAUGUGGGUGGAGAAACACCCAGAUAAAGACAGCCAGGCCUGUAUGCUGGUAUUUUACCCAGACUUUGAGACCUGCCCCACCUCCAGCCCCAUGUCCGGAUCCAGUGAGGUGAUCCUGCUGUUGGACUCGUCUGAGUCCAUGAGAGGAGAAGCUCUCCAGAACGCCAGGAGAAUCGCCCUGCAGCUUCUGAAUACCCUGGACCACCACAGCAUUCGAGUCAAUGUCAUCUCCUUUGGCUCAGACCAGAAGGAUGCUUUUCUCUCUGCCAACCCUCUAGUCGAGGCCCUCCAACCAGCCAAGAAGUUCAUCAUGUCCUCCUCACCUGUUGGGGGCAGCACUGAGCUGUGGAGGCCCCUGCGCAGCCUGAGUCUGUUGCCUCCGUCGCAGGGCGUGAGGAACCUGCUGCUGUUAUCAGACGGUCACGUCCAGAACCAAGCCCUGACCCUGCAGCUGGUCAGACAGCAUGCCCAGCACAGCCGCCUCUUCACCUGCGGCCUCAGCCCAACAGCUAAUCGGCACAUGUUGCGGGCCCUGGCCCAGGCAGGGGGAGGGGCCUAUGAGUUCUUUGACACAAAGACAAAGCACACCUGGCGAGAGAAGGUGGCGUGCCAGGUGAAGCGCAUCGUGUCUCCAGGCUGCAGCUCUGUGUCUGUGAAGUGGCAGCAGUUUAACCCCUCAGCUCCCCCCCCUGUUCAGGCGCCCUCUCAGCUCCACGCACUCUUCACUGACUGCCACACCCUGGUCUACGGCUUCGUGCCACACUGUACACAGGCCACUCUUCUUGGAGACCUGAGUGGUCAGAACAUUGAGACAAUGGUGUCCACCACUGAGCUACAGAAAACCAGGGGCACGUUCCUUCAUAAGCUCACAGCGAGGGCCGUUAUCAGAGACUAUGAGGAUGGCAGUCUUCACACCAACGAGGCUGAACAUGAGGGGAAGAAAUCAGUGAUGAAGUCCUUCAUCAUUGAGCUGAGCAAAGAGUUCUCCAUCCUGUCUCAGUUCACCAGCUUUGUUGCCAUCGAGGAGAGGGACUCAGAGCAGCCUGACGUGGGCUUCACAGAUGUUCCCAAACUGAUCUCAGACGAGGACAUCGACUUCUUACCUUACCUUAGCUGGCAGCAGGAGGAAUAUGAGGGAGAUGGGAUGGACUCGGGAUCAGACUCAAUGUCAAACUUGCUGAAUGGUGGGCCAGAGCAUGUUUUAUGCAGAAAUAUCUGUCUCGAGGAGAGGUGGAUGGGGGAGGAGCGUGAAUCGAUGUUUCAACUCCAGGUGGAUGAUGACUCAUGGGAAGGAUCUGUGUACUUACGUUCCAAAUGUCUCAAUCAGAGGGCUACGGAUGAGGUGCCUCUUGGUAGGAGUCUUAAUUCCUCUUGCUUAAUGGGCUAUAUGGACCUCGCCAGCCCAGUGACCUUGUCCGCUGCUACCGAACUUCUAGAUAUGACUUUGAAGAGUGAAGGAGCUGUGACGGAUGAAGAGAUGGAGUGCUUUGAUUACAUGGAAUGUGAACAGAUGAAGACAGAUUUCAUUCCUGAGCUGUCUGGGACCAUCUUCUCUCAACAAAAGACAGUGAGGAUUGCGAAGAGUAGAGAGGGAGACUUUAGACGGGCGGACAGACACAGGAAGGUUUGUGCCGGUCCGGCAUUUGACCCUGUAGAGACACAGAAGUCGUCCCUCUCUGUUGCUGAUGUGCCUCGUCCUCCUCCCUCUGUUCAUCAUCUUCAGAUCAAGUCUUGCGUUGUUGCUGAUGCUCUUCCUCCUCCACCCCCUGCUUCUGCCCUCAGUUCUCCUGGUCCUCCUCCAUCUCGACUGCAGUCUUUCUCUGCCACAGUUUCAGAUGCUCUUCCUCCUCCACCCCCUGCUCCUGUCCUCUGUUCUCCUUGUCCUCCUCCAUUUCGACCUCAGUCUUUCUCUGCCGCAGUUUCAGAUUCUCUUCCUCCUCCUCCACCCCCUGCUUCUGUCCUCAGUUCUCCUGGUCCUCCUCCAUUUCGACUGCAGUCUUUCUCUGCCGGAGGUUCAGGUUCUCUUCCUCCUCCCUCUGCUCUUGUCUCCAAUGAGUUGCGAGCAAUUACAUACGUGAUGGGAGUUCAUGCCAGACCUGGAGUUGGGGCUAUCUCCCAUACUGCAACCUUCCCGAAACUACGAGCUGGUGGGGACUUGCUACUUUCCAAACCCCGAGAGCCCUAUCCUGUGGAACUGUCAAUGUGUGAGACUAGCAAAAUGUGGACCUUGGAUAAUAGCUUAUCCGAGGAUAAGGAUUGUGGACUAGUGGAAAUGGACCACUGGCAACCUUCUGUUGUCCCUGCCUCUGUGCCCCCUUCAGGGUUUGGUUUUGGGGGCGGAAGGGCAGGUUCUCAAAGCAGACAACCUCACGGCUCUUUGUUUGGGGCCAGUGCAUGUUACAUUCCAGGUUUAUAUGAGGCUUCUUCAGCAGGCGGAACACCUCUUGGAGGCUCAGCCAGAUCAAUGGGGUUAAGUUUUGAGGCACCACUUACUGGCGGACACCUCAGCUCCCUUUCACCUACCACUCAUGGUGCCUAUCUGACCCAACCUUUAGGGGACUUAGUUGGAUCCUCUCAGUUUGGUAGCUCUCUCAGUACACUACAACAACAUAAUGUACUACCACAAGCACAAAAAGCUCUGGAUAUGAAAAAAAAAGGAAAAAAACUUGUCGGAGACAGUGAAAGGGGGGGAGGCCUUGAAUUCAGGAAGAGAGGUCUUGAAUUCAGGAAGAAUACUCUUGAUGUAGUAAAAUGGACAGAGAUUUUUGCCCUCCAGCACUCGGAAGGUUACUGGGAGUGCUCUGCCAGCCUGGGCUACCUCCUCGGUGUGGAUGUGGACUACUUUGCAAAUGUCUUCCUGAAGAAUAGAGGCAUCAGCUCUCUAGGUGUGAGGGCCCAUGCUGACAUCCUGAGGCUGGUGGCCAGUCUGCUGGUGCUGCAGCUGAUGAGGGUGAGGAGGCUAGAUGAGGGGAAGCUGCUGCUCAGCCUGUUCCGUCUGGACCUGGACCACUCUCCUCCUCAGCCCAGGUGUGAGCGCUGGGAGGCGGUGAGGAGGGCGGUGGACUGGGUGUGUUGGGCAGAUAGGGAGUACCCGUGUGUGUGCAGCAGGCUGGAGUUUGGCUGGGACUGGGAGUCGUCCACACGGCAGCUCCUGGGCAUCGACCCCCCGCACCCCCUCUCUCCCCUCAUCCUCCUCGGGACCACAGGGGGAGUGAGGGCCCAAUGACUUCCAGAAGGAGAAAGGUGUAUGACCAGUAUAUACAUCGGCAGCUAUUGCUUUUACUAUUUCAGUUAUUACGAGGUUAAGGUACUAUGCUAUACUGAUAACCUCUUCAGUGAUGAAAUCAGUUUUAUAAUUACAAAUCUUUGCAUUUAAAGGUGUGAUUUUAUGUUUUCUCAAAAUACAAGAGCAAUCAUUUCUAAAAUGUAUUGAUACUCCUCAAUCUAUGGCCAUGUUCUAUAUCCAUACAGCUGUCAUUGUGUGAUUUCAGACCUUG
Messenger RNA from Oncorhynchus masou masou (cherry salmon), 6241 nucleotides. It is a transcript of the gene parp4, whose product is annotated as poly (ADP-ribose) polymerase family, member 4. Gene Ontology annotation, cellular component: cytoplasm. The transcript has 34 exons. Gene Ontology annotation, molecular function: NAD+ poly-ADP-ribosyltransferase activity. The coding region runs from base 154 to 5970 and encodes 1938 amino acids. Lineage: Eukaryota; Metazoa; Chordata; Actinopteri; Salmoniformes; Salmonidae. The record is from RefSeq and is a predicted model, not a curated record.